Arachis duranensis is the source of this 1645-nucleotide messenger RNA. RefSeq lists its product as uncharacterized. Bases 153 to 1367 code for a protein of 404 amino acids. NCBI's taxonomy places the organism in Eukaryota, Viridiplantae, Streptophyta, Magnoliopsida, Fabales, Fabaceae. The record is from RefSeq and is a predicted model, not a curated record. The transcript is spliced from 8 exons.
GGGAAGCAAUCUGUGAAGGCGGAGCGCGAGUUGAGCUCGCUGAGACGCACCAAAACAUAUCUCUCUCUCUCUCUCUCUCUGAAUUUUGUAAAAACUCACCCGUGACACAGAGAAUCGCAGAAAGCGACCGUAGAAGAAGGAGGAGACGCGAAAUGUGGGGAUUUGGUGGCAGAUGUUACUGGGGAAAGAAGGUAGCUGGCGACAAAGCAGAUGGGAUUGUUGUGGUGUUCGCAUGGAUGUCCAGCGAUGACAAGCACUUAGACAAAUAUGUUGACCUCUAUUCCUCUCUCCGAUGGAAUUCCCUCAUCUGCCAUUCUCAAUUCCUCAAUAUGUUCUUUCCUGAGAAAGCCACAGCUCUUGCUGUUGAUAUUCUUAAUGAACUUGUUGAGGUGCUGAAAAUUAGGCCUUGCCCCCUUGUGUUUGCAUCAUUUUCGGGUGGUUCAAAAGCUUGCAUGCUCAAGAUUCUUCAGAUAAUCAAUGGGACUUCUGAAGCACAUAAUAUGGAUGACUAUCGGCUUGUUAAGGAUUGUAUAUCUGGUUACAUUUAUGAUUCCAGUCCGGUUGAUUUUACCAGUGAUUUGGGUGUUCGAUUUCUUCUACAACCAACUGUUUUGAAAGUUUCCCAUCCACCAAGAUUUGCUUUGUGGGUUGCAAAUAGCAUAGCAUCUGGUCUUGAUUCUCUUUUCCUUAGCAGAUUUGAAGCGCAGCGUGCAGAGUAUUGGCGUACUCUAUAUUCAACCACUAGUAUGAAGGUCCCAUAUCUCAUUUUGUGUUCAGAAAAUGAUGAUCUUGCUCCAGUUCAAGUUAUUUCAAAUUUUGCCGAUAAACUUAAAUACUUUGGAGGAGAUGUCAAAUUGUUAAAAUGGAGUAAUUCUCCUCAUGUAGGUCAUUAUCGGCAUCAUCCAGUGGAUUACAAGGCUGCUAUUUCUGAGAUCCUUGGCAAGGCAGUUGCAAUUUACCGUCGCAAAAAUCAACGAAUUGAAGAUGAGGUCCUAGGCAUAGAGGGAACUAGAGAUGAGAUCACAGAUCCAUUCUCUGAAUUGAGGAAAGCAGCAGUGACCUCAACUAGUUUUCAGGGUUUUGCUGUUUCUCCAAGUGAUAAUCUGUCACCCGUUUCAAUGGAGUACUACGAUGGUAAAGAUGUGGGCUCCAUACCUGAUGAACGGAAGGAAGGUUUUAUUCAUCUGCCAAGCCAUGCAAGCAUCAAUGCGCAUGGUGUUCUUAGCCAAAUACUGUUUGAUGUUUGUGUUCCAAGGAACGUUGACGAUUGGGAUAUCAGGUCAAAUUCCAAGAAUGCAGUGUUACAUGGUAGAAGAAGGCAUGCUCCAUUUAAUCCUAUAAAAUGUAUUCGGCGCUCAAGAUUGUAAGACUUGAGGAACAAAAGUUUCAGGUGAACUCUUGCAAUCUUUGGAGGCAUAAGGACUAAUAAGCUCCUUCUUAUGCUUCUUUAAGCACCAAGGAGUAGGCAAUGUAAGCCUUGUUUAAUAUGGUAAAUUGUACAGCUACCUCAUCGGAGAAAAAACUAUUAUGGUUUUGACUGAGAUCACUGUAACAAGAAUAAAGAGGAUGUUGUAAAUGUAAUGUAAUAGUAUCCUUGUAUUACGUGGAGAGAUUCUGUUCGUACUGAAGAAACUUGUGCAAAUAA